This is a messenger RNA of Aspergillus candidus, 276 nucleotides long. RefSeq lists its product as uncharacterized. The record is from RefSeq and is a predicted model, not a curated record. The transcript has a single exon. The annotation marks the transcript as partial. NCBI's taxonomy places the organism in Eukaryota, Fungi, Ascomycota, Eurotiomycetes, Eurotiales, Aspergillaceae.
UAUUUUUUAUUUUUUAUUUUAUUUUUGGUCCAAGGUUUUGGCCAGAGUUUGUGGCAUGUUACCCCGCAUGAUGAUACACGACAAGUGACCACUGCAAGUUGCAAGCUACCGCCACUCGAGUCAGAUCAAAGGAAUGUAUCACUCACUACCUUCAAUCUCCCACUUGACGCUGUCCCCCGGAUUUGGUUGGUUGGUCCCCGGGGUAAGCGACUCGACGGUGCGGCUGGUCGCCGAGCAAGGGAUGAGCGCACGGGCAUCGUAGGGGUGGAGGGAUGA